CAUCGAAGGGGUGAAUCAUUGAACUCUCAGGCUCGAGUCUUACUUUUCGUUUUGUUCAAAGUCUUUACAUCCUGUCGUCGUUUACCGUACCUUCGAAAAGGAAUCCUCGAAUCGUCGAGGCAAUUCGUAAAAUCUAUUGGUACAUUGGAAGCGGUGUAUAGUUUACAUUUGAUUUCAUCGGGAAGUUAUAGAGUAUUUUUGAUACGAAAGAAGUCAUUAUGAGUGGAUCCGGUAAAGGACUACUCGGGGUGUGGCUGUAUAGAAGAGGCGAACACUGGACCAUCAAGGAAGGAAGUCCUAUUCACAAAUCGACCGACAUCCCUAUGGUCGAGCGCAGACCAAAUAAUGACACCAAAAGCUCCGUCAUUUUUUCCUUAAAAAACCAAGUCGGUGGUUUGGCACGAGCUCUACAAGUCUUUCAGGAUCUGGGUGUAAAUGUUGUGCACAUCGAGUCACGGAAAUCUAUGCGCCGUGGUUCAGAAUAUGAAAUUCUCGUCGAUGUCGAAUGUGAUACAAUGAAAAUGGAACAGUUAACCAGAAUGUUGAGUCGCGAAGUAGCUGCCAUUAAUUUGGCUCAGUAUGAGCAAAUGGGAAGUAUUCCACAUGCUCCAUCACUUUCUGCCGCGCCAAGUUUCGACUUCAGUGAAGUAGACAUGCCCUGGUUCCCACGGAAAAUCUCAGACUUAGAUCAAGCUCAAAAAGUGCUUAUGUAUGGGUCUGAAUUAGAUGCUGAUCACCCUGGCUUCAAAGAUCCCGUGUAUCGCAAACGUCGCGAACAAUUCGCUGAUAUUGCGAACAAUUAUAGAUACGGUCAACAAAUUCCUCGCAUUCAAUACACGCCAGAGGAAAUCAGAACAUGGGGAACUGUUUUCCGUGAAUUGCAUGAGUUAUACCAGAAACACGCAUGUAAGGAAUACUUAGAGAACUGGCCAAAACUUGUAAAAUAUUGUGGUUACAGAGAUGAUAAUAUACCACAAUUACAAGAUGUAAAUAGCUUUCUGAAACGAACGACUGGAUUUCAACUUCGACCUGUAGCCGGCUAUCUUUCUCCAAGAGACUUUUUGGCAGGACUUGCUUUCCGCGUGUUUCACUGUACCCAAUAUAUCCGACACUCAUCUGAUCCAUUUUACACGCCUGAACCAGACUGUUGUCACGAAUUGUUAGGGCACAUGCCGCUUUUAGCGAAUCCAAGUUUCGCUCAAUUUUCCCAGGAACUUGGUCUCGCUUCCCUGGGUGCUUCAGACGAAGACAUCAAUAAAUUGGCAACACUGUACUUCUUUACCGUGGAAUUCGGGUUGUGCAAACAAGACGGUGUACUUCGAGUCUACGGGGCUGGUUUGCUGUCUUCCGUUGCGGAAUUGAAGCACGCGGUUGCCGCUCCUGAAAAAACGUUCCGCUUUGAACCGGAAAUCACAUGCAGAACCGAAUGCAUUAUCACUGCAUUUCAAAAUUCGUACUACUACACGGAAAGCUUCGAAGAGGCAAAAGAGAAAAUGCGGUCAUAUGCGAGUCAAAUAAAACGUCCAUUUGGAUUACGGUACAAUCCUUAUACGCAGUCCGUGGAGGUUCUUACUGACGCUCAGAAGAUCACUGCUGUGGUCAGUGAACUUAGAGGCGAUCUGUGUAUUGUUUCGAACGCUCUCCGAAAAAUACACGAGCAGGAUAAUACCGUAGACGUUGAAAGGAUAACUAACCUCUUAACUCACGGUAUCGAAUUACCCCAAGAUAAUUCAUCGUCUGACAGCGAUAUUGAUAAGAGUCCUAAUGUCGAGGAGCCACAAAAUACCGUACAGGAUCAAAAUAUACAACAUACUUCCGAUGGUGAUACAAUUACCGCUCAAGAUUAA
Molecule: messenger RNA, 1847 nt
Organism: Nomia melanderi (Alkali bee)
Lineage: Eukaryota; Metazoa; Arthropoda; Insecta; Hymenoptera; Halictidae
Gene: Trhn
Product: tryptophan hydroxylase
Biological process (GO): aromatic amino acid metabolic process; serotonin biosynthetic process
Cellular component (GO): neuron projection
Molecular function (GO): iron ion binding; tryptophan 5-monooxygenase activity
Source: RefSeq, a predicted model, not a curated record